This is a messenger RNA of Oryctolagus cuniculus (rabbit), 12237 nucleotides long. RefSeq names its product gem nuclear organelle associated protein 2 (gene GEMIN2). Gene Ontology annotation, cellular component: nucleus; SMN complex; spliceosomal complex. Lineage: Eukaryota; Metazoa; Chordata; Mammalia; Lagomorpha; Leporidae. The record is from RefSeq and is a predicted model, not a curated record. Gene Ontology annotation, biological process: spliceosomal snRNP assembly; spliceosomal complex assembly.
GACUAGGCGCAUGCGCAGGGAGGGACCGGCUGGAUUGAAAGCUAUGGCGUGGGUACCUUCUUCCGAGUCGGCGGUGGAAGAGUUGAUGCCCCGGCUGUUGCCGGUGGAGCCUUGCGACUUGACGGAGGGUUUCGAUCCCUCGGUACCCCCAAGGACGCCGCAGGAGUACCUGAGGCGGGUCCAGAUCGAAGCAGCUCAAUGUCCAGAUGUUGUGGUAGCUCAGAUUGACCCAAAGAAGUUGAAAAGGAAGCAGAGUGUGAAUGUUUCUCUUUCAGGAUGCCAGCCUGCCCCUGAGGGUUAUUCCCCAACACUUCAGUGGCAACAGCAACAAGUAUCACAGUUUUCAACUGUUCGACGGAGUGUAAACAAACAUAGAAGUCACUGGAAGUCACAACAGUUGGAUAGUAAUGUGACCAUGCCAAAGUCUGAAGAUGAAGAAGGCUGGAAAAAAUUUUGUCUGGGUGAAAGGUUAUGUGCUGAAGGGGCUGUUGGACCACCUACAAAUGAAAGCCCUGGAAUUGAUUAUGUGCAAGCAACAGUAACUAGUGUCUUGGAAUAUCUGAGUAAUUGGUUUGGAGAAAGAGACUUUACUCCAGAAUUGGGAAGAUGGCUUUAUGCUUUAUUGGCUUGUCUUGAAAAACCUUUAUUACCUGAGGCUCACUCAUUGAUUCGGCAGCUUGCAAGAAGGUGCUCUGAAGUGAGGCUCUUAGUGGACAACAAAGAUGAUGAGAGAGUUCCUGCUUUGAAUUUAUUAAUCUGCUUGGUUAGCAGGUAUUUUGACCAACAUGACUUAGCUGAUGAACCAUCUUGAUGUAGGUGAUCUCAGGGACUGAAGACAUUUCUGAUGCAGGCAGCCUAAAACUGAGGCGGUACAAUGCCAGUUCAAGCACAGAUCGUUUCACAUCUUCAACACUGUGUGAAGGGUUUGCAUCUUAACCUGUACAACUAAAGUUGACACUCAGAAUAUAGAUUGUAUUAAUUUGAAUGCCUGAAAUAUCUGGAAAAUCCCACUUGGUUUUUGAUUAACAGUUUGAAUAAUUUUCUGCAAUCACGUGUGUUUAUAACAAAUUGAAUGCCAUUCAUUAGUAAAACAGCCUGCAUAAAAAAAUGUAUGCUGAGAUUUUUACAGAGGUCAUUGGUGCUGUUUCAUUGUUUGUUUACAUAAUUCAUGAAAUAUCUUGCUGAAAAUAUAUUUUGGUUACUAAAAUUGUUUGAUUCUUGAGCAAAAUAAAAGGCAAUGAAUGUACUUGGUAUAAUCUAAAUUAAAUGGCAGAUUUGUUCAUAGUCAACAACAAUAUAUUGUUUUCCAUUUAAGCUCAGUACUUUUAUUUUUAAAUUAUUUAUUGUACAAACAAAAUCUUUUCCAACAAAGCAUUUUCAAAAAUUUCUUGUUAAGUCAACUGUUUUGAUUUUAUUGACCAAUCUGUUUAUAUCAGUCAUAACAUCUAUUUCUGUAUCUGGGAUAUUUCCUACAUUAAGUAACACGUAGGGAUUGAUCUCUCUCACAAAGCAAGUCUAGAGGUGAUGAAAACUGGCAUUGAUUCAGUGACUCAACAAUAUCAAGGUCUCUGAGAUUCCUUCAGCCUUUCCCACAUUAUUACAUGCUGUCCACUGUAAUUCAAAACAGUGUUUCUGUAUUCAAGAGAGGAAACAGGGAAGAAGAUGAGCCUUCUACAUCUCAUCUUUUUCUCAUAAAAGCAGAAGAUUCCCAGAAAUCCACAUCAGGUUUAUUUAAAUCUGUUGGCCACAACUAUAAAACACAGUAAUGGGGCCGGUGCUGUCGUGUAGCAGGUAAAGUCACUGCCUACAGUGCCAGCAUCCCUUAUGGGUACCGGUUCAAGUCCCGGCUGCUCCACUUCCAAUACAGCUCUGCUAUGGCCUGGGAAAGAAGUGGAAGAUGGCCAAAUCCUUGGGCCCCUGCACCUGCAUGGGAGACCCAGAAGAAGCUCCUUGCUCCUGGCUUCAAAUCAGCGCAACUCCGGCCAUUGUGGCCAAUUGGGGAGUGAACCAGCAGAUGGAAGACCUCUCUCUCUCUCUGCCUGUGUAACUCUUUCAAAUAAAUAAUUUCUUUUAAAAAAUUAUUUUUGUUCCUCAUAUAAUUCUGGUGUGAGUAGUUUGGGAUGCUAUGAUAGCUCUAUAAUAUGUUAAAGGGCUUGGGCUGCAUCCACAAUUCUAGUAUGUGAUUUUCAUGUUUUUGACAAUUUGGCUAUUUCCUGAGUCACAUCUGCAUUUAUUUCAUGAGGGGGAAAAAAGGUGCCACAGCUCCUUGUUGCUCAUAACAGGGAAGCAAAACUUUGUAAGAAAUCCUCAACUUACAUAUUUGACAGUUAUGACACAUGACCAGCCCUAAUAGUAAAAAAAGUGUGCUUAAACUGAGCAUGGUGCCACUUAUAACAAAAAUGGGCCUCUAUUAAACAGGGGAAAGUGGCUAUUGGGCACACAGCCAGGAGUAUCUUCCAUAAAGGGCUUAGAUAACAAUCUGUACUAAAAUCAACCAGCUUUUUUUUUUAAUAAAAGAUUUAUUUAUUUGAAAGAGUUACAGAGGAGAUUUAGCAGCAGAGAGAAAGAAAAAGAUCUUCGUGUGCUGGUUCACUCCCCAAAUGGCCGCAACGGGUGGAGGUGAGCCAAUAUGAAGCCAGGAGCUUCUUCCUGGUCUCCCAAGGGGUGCAGGGGUGCAGGGGCCCAAGCACUUGGGCCAUCUUCCACUGCUUUCCUAGGCACAUUAGCAGGGAUCGGGAUCAGAAUGGGGAGUAGCUGUGCCUCAACUGGUGCCCAUAUGGGAUGCUGGUGCUGCAGCCAGCAGCUUUACCUGCUAUGCCACAGUACACGCCCCAAGUUUGUAUAUAUAGCCUCACAUUUUUUUGCUGAUCUGUUGGAGGAGGAUAUCUUUGGUAUUGAUAUAAUAAUAAUAAAAUGUCAGUUACUAAUUUUUUCUAAUAUUUUUUAUUCAUUUUAAAGUCAGAGCUCGAGAGAGAUCUUCCAUCCACUGGUUCACUCCCCAAAUGGCCACAAUGGCUGAGGCUGUGCCAGACCAAGCCAGGAGCCAAGAUUUUCUUCUGGGUCUCAUAUGGGUGCAGGGGCUCAAGCACUUGGGCCAUCUUCUAUUACUUUCCCAGGCCCAUUAGCAGGGAGCUGGAUCGGAAGUGGAGCAGCAGAGACUCAAGUCCACUGCCUAGCGUGCAUAUGGGAUGGCGGCAUUGCAGGCGGCGGCAUAACCUACUACCACCAAAAUGCUGACCCCUACUGUUAUUUAUAUUUCUCUAUAACAGUAACUGAGAAUAUAUCUAACACAUGCUACUUGCAAAGAAUAAAAUUCUUGAAGACAGAUAACAUUAAGAAGGCAAUUUUACAAGUGCAAUAGACAAAGUUGUAAAAAUUAUUUUAAUGGAGUUCUGCCUGUUUACUAGCAAGCUGGAGGAUCUCUAAUUGUUAACUAUGAAACAAUUUUUAUAGCGAAUCAAUUUGGCAUAGGGAUAUUUUUCAGGAAUACAGAAACAAACAAACCAUUUUACACCACAGACGCAAACAUUUUCAAAGGACCAAUAGUAGGUGCCCCUGUUGAUAUCACCCCCACCCAGCUCUGAGUCCAGGUCACCCCGUGGAAUCCCAGGAUUUCAAAAACCAGUUUUAAAAUCCCAUUGGUUUUAACAUAUUUUCUCAACCUCAAGUAGAAAAAUAUCUACUGUAGGAUUGUUUUAGAAAUAAUAUGAAAGCUAAACAUCAGAAAUCUCAGAGUCUGUAUAGUUAUAACUUUCCAGUCUUUUUUUAUAAUUUAAGCAUGUAUUCAUAACAGAUACUUAAAUAGUGUACAUGCAGGAUCUAGUAAGACUUUUUUCUCUUAAUACACCAAUUAACAUGUUUCCAUAUAAAUGUUUUCACCCUUUUUUUAAAGAUUUAUUUGAGGGGCCGGCACUAUGGUGGUGUAGAGGGUAAAGCUGCUGCCUGCAGUGUUGGCAUCCCAUUUGAGUGCCGGUUUGAGUCCUGGCUGCUCCACUUCUGAUCCAGCUCUCUGCUGUGGCCUGGAAAAACAGUACAAGAUGACCCAAGUCCUUGGGCCCCUGCACCCACGUGGGAGACCCGAAAGAAGCUCUUGGCUUUUGGCUUUGGAUCAGCUCAGCUCUGGCCAUUGUGACCAACUGGGGAGUGAAUCAGCAGAUGGAAAAAGACCUCUCUCUCUGUGCCUCUCCUUCUUUCUCUGUGUAACUCCUUCAAGUAAAUAUAUCUAAAAAAAUAAAAAUUUGAGAGACUUAAGAGAAAGGGGAAAGACAGAGGCCUUCCAUCCUCUGGUUCACUAACCAAAUGGCCACAAUGGCUGGAGCUGAGCCAAUCUGAAGCCAGGAGCCAGAAGCUUCUUCAGGGUCUCCCACAUGGGUGUAGGGACCCAAGCACUUGGACCAUCUUCCACUGCUUUCCUAGGCGAAUUAGCAGGGAGCUGGAUUGGAAGUAGAGCAGACGGGACUUGAACUAGCACCUAUACAGGAUGCCCGUGAGGUAGAUGGAGGCUUAACCUACUAUGCCACAGCGCCAGCCCCUGCUUUCACCCUUAACAGCUGUAGAAUUCCCAUAUAUGCCAAUGCCAUAAUUUAAUCAUAUGUAUUCAAUAACCAAAUAGUGAAAAUCCUUAUAUACAGUUUUUCAUCACUCAUUUAUUUUCUUAAACUUUAUAUAGAAAUGGAAUUGCUGAAUUAAACAAUGUUUUAAAUUUUAAGUGUAGCUUCAAAAUGCAAGUAUUAUCUUUAUGGUCUGAGCUAUAAAAAUUUUUUAUUAAAUGAUUUUUAUUAAAAAUUUUUAAUAAUUUUUUUUAAAUUUUUUUGAAAGAGAGUUACAGAGAGAGGCAGAGAGAGGUCUUCCAUCUGCUGGUUCACUCCCCAGAUGGCUGCAAUAGCCAGAGAUGCACCAAUCCAAAGCCAGGAGCUUCUUCCAGGUCUCCCAUGUGGGUACAGGGGCCCAAGGACUUGGGCCAUUUUCCACUGCUUUCCCAGGCCAUAGCAGAGAGCUGGUUUGGAAGUGGAGCAGCCAGGACUCGAACUGGCACCCAUAUGGGAUGCCGGCGCUUCAGGCCAGGGCGUUAACCCGCUGCACCACAGCGCUGACCCCCCCAAAAAUUUUUUCUUGAAGAUUUAUUUAUUUAUUUGAAAGGCAGAAUUACACAGAGAGGAUAGGCAGAGAAAGAGGUCUUCCAUCUGCUGGUUCUCUCCCCACUUAGCCACAACAGCCAGAGCUGCGUCAAUCCAAAGCCAGGAUCCAGGAGCUUCUUCCGAGUCUCCCAUGCAGGUGCAGGGGCCCAAGGACUUGGACCUUCUUCUACUGCUCUCCCAGGCUAUAGCAGAGAGCUGGAUCGGAAGUGGAGCACCUGGGACUUGAAACAACUCCCAUAUGGGACACCAGCACUGCAAGUGGUGGCUGUACCGUCUACCUCACAGCACCAGCCCCCAAGUUUUUCACUAUUUAAACAAUUUCAUGGUGCUCUCUGACCUCUAAAAUUUUAUUAUAAUAAACAUGAAAUACAAAUUUGCUACUGUACAGCCAGUAUUGUUAAAUAUAUAGACAUCGUUGUACAACACAUCUCUAGAAGUUUUCUAACUUGCAUUACUUAAACUAUUAUACAAUUCCCAUUUUCCUCCUUCCACUGCCCUGGCAAGCACCAUUCUACUUUCUGUUUCUAAGUUUGUCUAGGUAACUUCAUAUAAAGUGAAAUCAUGCAGUAUUUGUCCUGUGACUGGCUUAUUUCUUUUAGCAUAAUGUACUUAAAAGUUCAUACAUGAAGAAGCAUAACAGGAUUUCCUUCAAGGCUGAGAAAUAUUCCACUUUAUCUAUGAGAGAUGCUUUAAAGUUUGUGGAAGGGCCAGCACUGUGGCAUAGCAGGUAAAUUGCAGCCUGCAGUGCCAGCAUCCCACAUGGGCACAGGUUCUAGUCCUAGCUGCUCCAAUUCUUAUCCUGCUCCCUGCUACGCAGAAGAUGGCCCAAGUCCUUGGGCUCCUGCACCUGAGUGGGAGACCUGGAAGAAACUCCAAGCUUCUGGCUUCAGAUCUGCCAUUGCAGCCAUUUGGGGAGUGAACCAGCGGAUGGAAGACUUCUCUCUCUCUCUCUCUCUCUCUCUGCUUCUAACUCUGCCUUUCAAAUACAUAAUCUUUUUAAAAAAAAGUUUGUGGAAACUUUGAUUAAAACAUGUUUAUUUUGGGGCCAGCAAUGUGACACAGCAGGUAAAGUCAGUGCCUGUCUGCUCCACUACAAAACCAGCUUCCUGCUAGUACGCCUGGGAAACCAGUUCAAGACGGCCCAGGUACUUGGGUCCCUGCCCCGAUGUGGGAGAGACCCAGAGGAGGCUCCUGGCUCCUGGCUUUGGAUCAGUCCAGCCCCAGCUGUAGUGACCAUUUGGGGGUGAACCAGCAAAUGGAAGAACUCGCUCAUCUGCUCUCUCACUCUUUCAAAUAAAUAAAGCUUUAAGAAAAAAAAAGUUUCUUUUCGUGCAAGAAAUCCUGAAACCCAUACAUAAAGGUCUUAGAAAAUUUCUUGGAAGAUGUGUAUUAUGUGAAAAUUAUACAUGGAUUUUGAAAAUUUUUUGCACCAAGGUAGGCAUGUGGCAAUGUUUGCAUCUCAUAUUGAAGUGGAUUUCGAGUCCUGGUUGGUGGAAGAUGGCCCAAGUGUGCCCGUUAUCCUCACAGGAGGCCAGGAUGGAGUUACAGGUUUCUGGCUUUGGGGUGGCUUAACCCCUGCAGUAUUUCUUGACCCUGCUUUUCUUUUGCUUCUAUAAGAAACAUUUCAUUUUGGCUACAAAUAACAAAAACAAAAGCCAAAGUGGAUUGAAAUAAGGAAUUUAAUAUUUUACAUAAUAAAAUUCCAGAGGUAAAGCAGCUUCAGCAUUAGUUAUUCUAAAGCACAAUUCAGGUGCUUUCCGUCUGCAUCCUGCUAUUUUCAUGGUGGUGGCUUUUACGUUCAUGUGUGUCCUUUCAUAGUCACCAGGAGGCUGCAGAUUCAGUCCACACAUCCCAACCAUCAUCACUGAGAAGAAAGCGGGGAGGCUGGAGAAGGUGCUACAAGAGAUAUACUAGCUGAACACUGACCCCAACCCACUGAGAAGAUAUGGUCCAGUAAAUGUCAAUGGAUAAGGCCCCAUGAAUGAGUCUAUUAUCUAACCCUCUGUCCACUGUAGAAGAGUAGACAAGCGAAUAUUGAUGCUUGAACCUUUACCAGAACUUCCAAUGCACCACAGGAGGUUGAAAAACUAACAGGAACACACCCUUCCCAACACACCUAAUAUUCUUUGGCCCUAAUGUCACCAAAUUAACAUUUAAACUAUCAUGUACUUCACUUUUAUUAUAUUAAUGAAGGUCUCAAAGACUGAAAGUUAUUAAAAUGAAAUUAAGGUUUUAAGCAAUUUAGGCAGACAGACAUACAAUGUAUACACAUAUGAAAUCCUUAUACAAACAAAAUCAAAUAAAUUAUAAGCAAUAAAAAGCUUAACUUAGUGUAUUUUUUAAAAAUAACUGAUAUUCCCACUUUAUCAAAAUUUAUUAAUUCUUACACAAAUGAUCUGAUUGGUCAUAUUUUUCUUUGCUAACUCAACAAACCCUGAGUUUUGUGUUUCCAUCUAUGGUUAAAUACACAUCACUCUAAGCAAACAACAAUAUUUAAAAUAAAGAGUUACAACUUGGAGUCUAGUUAUUUGAAAUCAGGUUUUCAUUUUGAAUAGUUCCAGUAAAGUGUAAGUCAUAGUAGAUGUCCCUUUAUCUGCUUUAACUUGUUUUGUAUUAGAUUAAUAAAAUACACCCUCAGUUCUGUACAAAUGUCCAACAAUGUAGUUAAAUCAUACUACUUGAAUACUUCACACAUAAUUUAUCUCUUUACACUGUUGAAGCUUGUAUUCCGCAAUGUUCUACAGCUUCUGUAUCAUCACCUGAAAUUUGCCUUAAAAAAGAAAAUAUACAAAAUCAUUAUCUGAUUUUAUAUACAAGGAAAACAAAACAAGCCUACUCAUUUAUUUUAUAUUAUACUUAAGAAGUAGUUCCUAUUAAUAAACUUGCUGUGUCAAACAGUUUUUCAUAGUGCCUUUGUUUCUUUGUGAGGCCUACAUUUUUAGGUGUUUCCUUACCAAUGAGCACAAUGACUGGGAAGGAAAGAUAGUGAAGCUCAAGUAAAUUUUAUUUUUUAGUGAUAGUUCUGGUAAAAAGAUCUUUAGGAAGAUCUUUAGUGAUAAAAGAGUAGCUGGUUUUAUUUAGCUUUAACAAUAGACAUAACCUAAAUAACUGUUCAAAAAUACAUUUUCAAUACCACAGGAAAAAGUGCUAUCUUAAAAGAACACUGCGCAUUUUCCUUUAAAAGUUAAGAGUUUUCCCUUAUAUUGUAUUUCUUUAGCAGUUUUUCUUAGAGAAUUUUCUAUCACUAAUUAAAAUAUUGAAGGGCCAGCAUUGUGGCACAGCAGAAUGCAACACUAGCAUCCCACAUGAACACCGGUUCAAGUGCCAGCUGUUUGAUUUUUUUUUUUAAGAUUUAUUUAUUUAUUUGAAAGUCAGAGUUACACAAAGAGAGGAGAGGCAGAGAGAGAGAGAGAGAGAAGUCUUCCAUCCACUGAUUCACUCCCCAGUUGGCUGCAACAGCUGGAACUAGGCCUAUCUGAAGCCAGGAGCCAGGAGUUUCUUCUGGGUCUCCCACGUGGGUGCAGGGGCCCAAGAACUUGGGCCAUCCUCUACUUUCUUCCUAGGCCGUACCAGAGAGCUGGAUCGGAAAUGGAGCAGACAGGACUUGAACUGACACCCAUAUGGGAUUCUGGCACUGCAGGCUGUGGUUUUACCCGCUAUGUCACAGUGCCGGCCCCUGUUUCAUUUCUGAUACAGCUCCCUAUUAAUGCGCCUGGGAAAGCAGCAAAAGAUAGCCCAAGUGCUUGGGCCCAUUUGGAAGACCUGGAUGAAGCCCCUGGCUCCUAGCUUCCACCCGGCCCAGUUCCAACCCUUGUGGCCAUUUGGAGAGUGAACCAGCAGACAGAAGCACUCAUGCGCACGCAUGCUCUCGAGCGCUUGCUCUCACUCUCUCGCUCUCUCUCCCCUCCCCUGUUUAAGUCACUCUUUCAAAUAAUUAAAUAAAUCUUUAAAAUAAAUGUCAUUGAAUAUGAGUAUAGUAUGCUACAUGUUAAACUGCUAAAACUAAAAUGAAACAGUUUUAGCAUUUUUAAUUUCCUCUAAGUUUAAAAAAAAGACCCUCCUCCCCCUUAGAAAAAUAACACAUUUAUAAGAAAUAUGAAUUCAACUUACAGGCAGGCAUUGAAGACACUUCAGCUGUUACAAUACUUUUUAUCCCCAAGUUUGACAAGCCACCUCUGAUUAAACCACAUGUAAAUGCUAAAUACUAAAAGGAAAAAAAAACUGUUAAAAAUAGUAAUGAUUUACUAAAGUAGUAAAGCUACUGAUAACUAUGACAUUUACUUAAACCACACUAUCAAUAAGUCACUGCUGUUUUUAUAAAAGGUGGACUUCUACAUCUUAAGCAACUUAAGCUCAUGGACACAUGGCAAGCUUGGCCAACUAGUUGCUCUAAGCCAGUACUCUAAAUCAAAAAUGAGUGAAAAAAUAAGCCGAAAACAGGUCAGAGUUAGUUCUGAUGGCACCAAAAGUAGCUACAUCUAUUGUUUACCCUGCCCACAGAAGUCUAAUCACCCCCUGUGGAGUGAUCCAGCCUCUGGCUACUUAAACCUCCCAUGGUUCUUGCUUGUUUUCUGAGCCCUUCCAUGAACUCUAUAUGCUAACUAAUGAUAUUGCAUUCAAUGAGAAUUGGCUUCUAGUAUUUACAAUCAAGAAUGUCAACUUGUUCAAGACUUAGAGCCUGCUACAACAGACUUAUCAGGUUCAAAUUAUCAAUACUGUGGAUAGUGAGAAACUGUCAGCAACAAAAGGAAAGGGACUAAACUACAGCAGAAAACAGUCUGACAAGAAUGGAAACUGAAAAAUGAAUAAUAUAAGGAAUUUUUAUUUAUUUAAUUUUUUUUGACAGGCAGAGUUAGACAGUGAGAGACAGAGACAGAGAGAAAGGUCUUCCUUCCACUAGUUUACCCCCGAAAUGGCCGCUGCACCGCACUGAUCUAAAGCCAGGAGCCAGGUGCUUCCUCCUGGUCUCCCAUGCGGGUGCAGGGCCCAAGCACUUGGGCCAUCUUCCACUGCCCUCCUGGGCCACAGCAGAGAGCUAGACUGGAAGAGGAGCAACCGGGACAGAAUCAAGCGCCCCAACCGGGACUAGAACCUAGGGUACCGGCGCCGCAGGUGGAGGAUUAGCCUAGUGAGCCGCAGCACCGGCCUAUUUAUUUAAUUUUUAAGAUUUAUUUAUAUAUUUGAAACGCAGAGUGAUAAAGAGGCAAAGGCAGACAGAGAUACCUCCCAUCUGCUGGUUUACUCCCCAAAUGGCCAAACAGCCAGAGCUGGGCUGACACAAAGCCAGAAGCCAGGAGCUUCUUCAAGGUCUCCCACGCAGGUGCAGGGGCCCAAGGACUUGGACCAUCUUCUACUGCAUUCAUUCCCUGGCCAUAGCAGGGAGCUGGAUCGUAAGUGGAGCAGCCAGGACUUGAACUGGCACCCGUAUGGGAUGCCAGCACUGCAGAUGGUGGUUUAAUCUGCUGCACCACAGUGCUGCCCCCCCAAAAAAAAUUUUAAAGCUUUAUUUUAUCUAUUUCAAAGAAUUAGAAAGACGUAGAGACACAGAGAGAGAGGUCUUCCACCCACUGAUUCACUCCCCAAAUAGCCACAAUGGCCAGAGCUGAGCUGAUCCAAAGCCAGGAGCCAAGAGCUUCUUCUAGGUCUCCCACAUGGGUGCGGGGGCCCAAGGACUUGGGCCAUCUUCCUCUGUUUUCCCAGGCACAUUAGCAGGAAGCUAGAUCGGAAGUGGAGCAGCUGAGAUUUGAACCAGAGCAUUAGCAGGAAGCUAGAUCGGAAGUGGAGCAGCUGAGACUUGAACCAGAGACCAUAUGAUAUGUCAGUGCUAUAGGCCGUGGCUUUAACGCACUGUGCCCCAACGCCAGCCUCUCCAACAAUUCUAACCGAGUAACUGAACUCCAUAAAAAUAAAAAUCAUGGGGGCUGGAUCGGCAUUGUGGCAUAGAGGGUAAAGCUGCCGUGUGCUAUUCAGGCAUUUCACAUGGGCACUAGUUCAUGUCUUGGCUGCUCCACUUCUCAUCCAGCUCCCUGCUAAUGGCCUCAGAAAAGCAGCAGAAGAUAACCUAAGUGUUUGGGCCCUGCUAGCCAUGUGGGAGACCUGGAAAAUGCUCCCUGCUUCAGGCUGGCCCAACUCUGGCUGUUGUGGCCAUCUGGGGAGUGAACCAGCAGAUUGAAUAUCUUUCUUUCCAUCUCUCCCUUUCAAAUAAAUAAAAAAUAAAAUAAAAAAAUCUUGGGAUUUGGCACGGUAGCUCAGGGUGCUAAGCCACUGCUUGUUACACCAGUAUCCCAUGUUAGAGUGCCAGUUCAAGCCACAGCUGCUUCACUUCCCAUCCAGCUCCUUGCUUACAGCACCUGGAAAAGCAGGGGAAGAUAAACCAGGUACGUGGGCCUCUGCCAUCCAUAUAGGAGACCCAGAUGGAGUUCUUGGCUCCUAGUAUUGAUCUGGACCAGCCCCAGCUAUUGCAACCAUUUGGGGAGUGAACAAGGAAAUGAAAGAUCUCUAUAUCUGUCUCUCCCUCUGCCUUGUCAAAUAAAUAAAUAAAUAAAUAAAUAAAUAUUUUUAAAAUAAUAAAAAUGAAAAUUACAUAUGUGUGCAUACUUAUGGGGAGAGGUUUUCCACUUCUCAAAGAUAUCUAUAAUCUUGGGACUGGCGUGUGGCAUAGUAGAUUAAGUAUUCCACCUUUGGUGCCAACAUCCUAUAUGGGUACCAGUUCAAAUCCCAGCAGCUCCACUUCCAAUCCAGCUCUCUGCUACAGCCUGGAAAAGCAGUAGUAGAUGGCCCAAGUGUUUGAGGCCUGUACCCAUGUGGGAGACCUGGAAGAAGCUCCUGGCUCCUGGCUUUGGAUCGAACCAGCUCCAGCCAUUGCGGUCAUUUGGGGAAUAAACCAGUGGAUGGAAGACCUUUCUCUCUAUCUCUCCAUCUCUUUGUCUGUAAUUCUACCUCUCAAAUAAAUAAAUAAAAUCUUAAGUGUUAAAAAAAGAUAUCUAUAGCUCUUUCGUCUCGGCAGCCGACAUGCCAUCCAGACUGAGGAAGACCCGGAAACUGCGCGGCCACGUGAGCCACGGCCACGGCCGCAUCGGCAAGCACCGGAAGCACCCAG